CAUUUGGAGUGGCUAUCGCUCCGUCGGAAAGGCAGACACGCCACCUACCCAUUGCAUGAUUCGCUUUCCUUACUCGUCUUGUCCUUCAUUGCCCUUGUGUCGUAAUUAUCUAUUUCUUUCUUUUUCAAUUUUUUUUCUCCUCGUGAGUGAUUCCAUAAUCUCGUAAUACGCACGAUAUGGCUCCCAAAGACACCGAGCAGUCACGGCCUCCAGCCGUCCUCUCACAAGUUGAUUUUCACUCCAACCCGGGACCAAUGGAGUAUGCGGCGCCUGCACCAGGGCGAAUGUAUAUGCGCAAGAAGUUUGUCCUUUGCUUUGAUGGCACCGGCAACAAGUUCUCUGGCACUGAUGCAGACUCCAAUAUUCUUAAGAUCUAUCGCAUGCUUGACCGCAAUGGGGACGAUCAGUUUCAUUACUACCAGCCCGGCAUUGGAACCUAUGUUACAAAGGCUGAAGGCUCGAUAACGCGGACGAGCCGGGUCGAGAGAUUCAAGAGCUGGUAUGCGAAGGCGAAGGACAGCGCUAUUGGGACUUCGUUCGAUAUGCAUGUCAUGGCAGGAUACAGGUUUUUGAUGCGGUAUUACACACCCGGAGACGACAUAUACUUCUUCGGCUUCUCAAGAGGCGCCUAUACUGCGCGUUUUCUUGCUGAGAUGUUGGAUCAUGUCGGCCUCCUAUCGGCCGGAAACGAAGAGAUGUGCCAAUUUGCGUGGAAGACGUUCCAGAAGUGGCAAUGUCGACUGCCCGAAGGCAAAGAUACCGACCACAAAUCAGGAGAAAAGUCGGACAAGAAGAAGCUCCUAGAGUUCAUGUGCGCCUUCAGAGAAACAUUCAGUCGUCCAGUCCGCCCCAUUCGCUUCCUUGGCCUAUUCGACACAGUCAACAGCGUACCGCAUUUUGAAAAUGCCUGGAUGCAGCGCAGUAAGUUCCCGUACACUGCCCGGAGUAGUGCUCGGGUAAUCCGGCAUGCUGUUGCCAUCGAUGAGCGCCGUGCAAAGUUUCGACAAGAUCUCAUUAGUCAGGCGAAACCGGAUAAGUCAAUGUACUACAAACGUCAUCAUAAGCAUAAGCAUGUCAAUGACAUGUUUCAUGGACAAGGUACGGAUAGAGCGAACGAGAAGCGAGGAGAAGAAGAAAAUAGAGGCCGUCGCGAUACCUUAGCCCCACCCGAGCGGUUCAGAAACCCGCACGAUACGUCUGGAGUGCGCAGCAUGAGUCCUGGUUACUCGCAAUGUGAAAGCACCGGACCUGGUUCUGCUACACCCUCGGUGAUAUCGCUGGAUCCUAUGCAGACGUGGAAUUCAGACGAGGACGACGGGGAACAAGACAUACGGGAGGUUUGGUUCCCGGGCUGUCACGCUGACAUUGGCGGUGGCUGGCCCCUCGCUGGCGACGAUGCAGCGCUGAGCCACGUCCCCCUAGUGUGGAUGGUGCGAGAAGCGCAGAAAGCAGGCCUCGAAUUCGACGAAGACAAGCUAGAAGCCUUGCACUGCUGUCACGAGGACGUACAGGGCACAGCUGACCCUCGCCGCCCAACCGUCGUACCAACUAUCGAGAUCGACCCCGUCUCACCGCCACCAGUCUCAGAUGGCACAGAGCCGCACAGUCACGGCACAACAACGACAAAUGGUACAACCCGCGGCGCCCUCUCGAGUAACACAACAACGUCGACACCAACCACCACCUGGGUCGACGAAGACAACUUCGCCGAGCACCACCGCACCCACCCCAACACGCCGUUCCACAAGCACCUCCACAACGCAGCGACAAAAGGCCGCAUCCACGACGUCCUGCAGUUCAACAACGGCGCGCCCAGCACCAGCGUGAUAAGCUGGAACAUCAUGGAGUACCUCCCCUUCCGCCGCAUGGACCUGCAAGAAGACGGGACCUGGAAAGCCAUCACCUGGCCGCUGCCCAAAGGCGAGACGCGCGACAUGCCCACCUCGGCCACGGUCCACUGCUCCGUCAUCAAGCGCAUGCUCGCCGACCCCAGCUACCGACCCGGUAACUUGAUUGUCGGGGGUGGAGGCCGGGGCGUGCGGCGCGCGCCUGAGGAAUUGGGCAUGGGGAAGUGGGUCGUUGCGUGCGAGGAUGGACAUCAUGUUGGCGAGUGCUUUGUGCGGAAGGAGCCGCCGCUCAAGAAGAAGGCGGAUGAAGGUAGUGCCUGUCCGCCUAUUUUGUCUGGAGGCCUGCAGGGGAAUUAUUUCGCGGGGCGGGGGGAGAAGUAGGGAUGUCUUGAGGAUGGGGUCCAGUAAGCACGUUGGACAUCAAGUUUAUUUUUUCCGAUACCUUGACGAGCAAGUAAUACAAUUGUGAUUAUUUCUAUUUCCAUGUGGAUAACUGAAUCUCUCUUCCCCUCGUUCUCGCCGUCUUUACAACCAUAGCUCUUCCAAAUCGUGCAAGUAGAAUAAAAUAGAAUAAUCCUAUCCU
Molecule: messenger RNA, 2430 nt
Organism: Cucurbitaria berberidis CBS 394.84
Lineage: Eukaryota; Fungi; Ascomycota; Dothideomycetes; Pleosporales; Cucurbitariaceae
Exons: 6
Coding region: 177-2228 (683 amino acids)
Source: RefSeq, a predicted model, not a curated record